AAUCAUUUGUGAGUUGAGAAUUAAUAUUUAUUGUGAACACUGAAUAACAACUUCAAAAUUUCAAUUUGUUUUGUAACUAUCCUUUUUUUGAAACACGUACAUUUUUUAUUUUUUAAAUCCCUUUACAUCGUUAUUGGAAAUAUGGAAACUGUUAUUGGAAUAAAGUUCAACGAUUUUGUGCUGAUUGCCACAGACAUGACGGCUGCCCAUAGUAUUAUGGUCAUGAAAGACGACGAAGACAAGACGUACAACAUUACCGAAAACGUAGUAAUGGGUGUUACGGGCGAAUCCGGGGACGUUCCCAGAUUUGCCGAAUACAUUACACAAAAUGUUAAACUAUAUCGCAUGCGCAACGGAUACGAUCUGUCCAUACCGGCCAUUGCCACAUUUACCCGUAAAACAAUCGCCGAACAUCUCAGAAGUCAAAGCCCGUAUCAAGUUAACAUUAUGCUCGGCGGAUUCGAUCCAAAAGUGAAGAAAUCACACUUAUACUUUAUCGACUAUUUAGGUGCUCAAGUAGACGUGCCUUACAGUGCUCACGGCUACGGUGGUAUGAUGUCGAUCACUGUGAUGGAUCGUUACUACAAACCAGAUGCAACAUACCAAGAAGCGUACGAUCUUUUGAAAAAAUGUAUUGCCGAAGUUCAAAAGCGAUGCAUUAUUAAUAUGCCCAAUUUUAAAGUCAAAUUGUCGUACUCUGGAGGCAUUCAAGAAUUGCCUUCAAUUACCAAAGACAAUAUCAAUCAGGAAACAAUCGUUAAUGUUAAAGAUUAAUUAUUUUAUGUUGAAUUUAUAUUAUGAACAUUUUUUUUUUCAACAUUACCUAACUAUAAGGCAAAUAAAUAAAUAACAAAUUCAUUGUUUUUUGGGAA
Molecule: messenger RNA, 872 nt
Organism: Adelges cooleyi (spruce gall adelgid)
Lineage: Eukaryota; Metazoa; Arthropoda; Insecta; Hemiptera; Adelgidae
Gene: Prosbeta4
Product: proteasome subunit beta type-2
Exons: 4
Coding region: 142-774 (210 amino acids)
Biological process (GO): proteasomal protein catabolic process
Cellular component (GO): proteasome core complex
Source: RefSeq, a predicted model, not a curated record